AUGGGCGUUUCACUCUCCACCGCGCGCUACCUCGCGCCUAUUUCCUUCGUCAUCGACUUUGCUGCUCAGCAGUAUGGCAUGCUUAGCACACCAAACAUGAAGGACGUCCACGACGCCAAUCUGUCCUUCUGGUCUCCCCAGCCCUUCUUCAUCGCAGGCUUCUUCUUCCCACAACAGCUGUUCCAGCUUGCCUGGCUGUGGCGCCUGUGGCGGUCCAAUGACCAGUCCGCACUCGAGGACGGGGCCGUCAACACCAUGGUCGACUUCAGCCCAUUCUAUGCCGUGGGGAACCUGUGCAUUGCGAGCUGGAUGGUCUUCUGGAACGCAUCGGACCUCAAGACGAGCAACAUUUUCGUGGUCAUCAACUCCCUCGCACAGCUGUAUUACAUCUUCGGCCGACUUCCGCCGAUGAACUUGAAUUCUACCAACUCUGUCUUGACACAUAUUGUGAGCAAGACCUUCGCCGGAAUCGGUGUUCUGGAUUUGUUGCACAACGGUUCUGUGGCGUACUUUGUCCAUCAACAGCCCUCGACCGCUGUCAAAGUCCUCACCGGCCUGGGUUUUGCUGGCCUCGCCUCUUGCAGCGACUGGAUAUUCGGAGGAUGUCUGGUAUAUGAUCUUGUGGCUCUGGCAGUAGGAACGGCUGCUAUUGUUGCAGGCAAGAAUCUCGUCAGGUAA
Molecule: messenger RNA, 678 nt
Organism: Diaporthe citri
Lineage: Eukaryota; Fungi; Ascomycota; Sordariomycetes; Diaporthales; Diaporthaceae
Exons: 3
Coding region: 1-678 (225 amino acids)
Source: RefSeq, a predicted model, not a curated record